Messenger RNA from Plutella xylostella (diamondback moth), 1646 nucleotides. It is a transcript of the gene l(2)37Cd, whose product is annotated as general transcription factor IIIC subunit l(2)37Cd. Gene Ontology annotation, biological process: transcription initiation at RNA polymerase III promoter. NCBI's taxonomy places the organism in Eukaryota, Metazoa, Arthropoda, Insecta, Lepidoptera, Plutellidae. The record is from RefSeq and is a predicted model, not a curated record. Gene Ontology annotation, molecular function: RNA polymerase III type 2 promoter sequence-specific DNA binding; RNA polymerase III type 1 promoter sequence-specific DNA binding. Gene Ontology annotation, cellular component: transcription factor TFIIIC complex.
UUGUCGCUGUCAGUGUCAUUGUCACAAAUUAUAACCUAUAAACUCGUGAGCAUCUGUUUUAGUAUUUGUUUUGAUUGUGAUUAUUGACUAUUUAUGUAUUAAAACUGAAUAAAAGUUAACAAAUAGAAUGAUGACACCAGAUAAAAGUGAUGUAGAUAUAUGUGACCGGAAUUUGGUGUGCGUUUUGUUUCCUGGUAUUGUUCAAAAUGAGCAGAGGGCUGUGCAAUGUUUGGGCGGAAUCAAGAGUAUAUCUACGGUAAACGAGAAUACAAACAAAAAACGUCUCGGACUAAGCUUUCAGCCAGAGAAUCCAUACAUAAACAAAAUAUUUGCUGACACUAAAAAGACAGCUGGUGUCAUUAUUAGAGUGAAAAUAAAGAAGAAGAAAGUUAAUGAUAAAAUAGAAAGGGAAGUUACUUCUACUGCAGUAGUGGGGAGAGUCAACAGAAUUUAUAAGUUUGAUGCAAUGGGUGACUUCCAAUAUCUGCCAGUUCACAAUGAUGGUGCAGAGGGCAGUAAGCCUCGCUGUGUGUUGGAAGAUAUUCUGCCAUCAGGAUUAGAUGGACUGGAAUUUCUUAACAGGAACCUAGAAUUUCCAUUUGUACUGCCGACUUAUUUCACACGUUAUGACCGGGCAAUUCCAUACAAAUACACAUUCUAUAGGAAGACCCCGGGGCUGCGAGAGACGGAGCAUGAUGAGGUCUAUACUACAAAGAAACGGAUUGUUCGUGCAAGUUCUCCAGUGCGGUUCAAUUUGACAGAUGACUUUCCGUCGGCCCCGUCAGAGCAGCAACUUCGUAAUGUCAAGGCUAGGACAGAAGCUACUACAGCUCUUGCUAAAGAUCUGGAGCUAGUCAGAAAGAAAUUCGACGAGCGUCCCAUAUGGUCCAUGAACGCUCUCACCUUCCACACUAAGAUCAAGAAGCAGAACCUGAAGCUGCUGAUACCUGCCGUAGCGUUCUACAUGUUCGACGGGCCGUGGCGCGCGCUGUGGGUGCGCUUCGGGUAUGAUCCCCGCAAGGAGCCUGCCGCCAGGUUCUACCAGACGCUGGACUUCAGAGUAGGCACUGCAGCGGGGCUAGACAAGGUGGUGUCGAUCCGCUCGCACCUGGUCAACUACCGCAAGGCGGACCGCGUGUGGCACAUCGGCCGCGGCGACGCUGACGAGGAGAUAGUGCACGAGGGCAGCGUCAUCUUCCGCCCGGGGGUCAUGAUGAUGCAGAGACAGGUGUUCUAUCAGUUCUGCGACAUAAAGCUCCCCGAGGUGGAAGAGCUCUUGGCCGAGAAGCCGGCGGCCGGGUACCUGUGCCACCGCGCGCGCGGCUGGCUCGCGCCGCAUGCCGCCGCCGCCGCGAGGCAUCACAUCGUACGGUACGCGCAACAGAUGAUACACGACCAGAACGUCGACCACAAGUUUGAGAGAACGAGUAGCGGUGACGAGCAGAUGUCGGACGCAGAGGAGGGCGCCACCAGCGCCGCCCACAAUCACGACGCCAGCUCUAACUAGUCAGUCAGCUUCAUAAGUAGCCACACACUUUUGUACCUUGUCAAACUAACAUACCUACCUACCGUCAAUUAAGAAAAGGCGGUUUGUGAUGUGUUAUUGUGUAUAUUGAGACAAAUACAUUAUUUAUGUUUUUGUUUAA